Molecule: messenger RNA, 3885 nt
Organism: Tribolium madens (black flour beetle)
Lineage: Eukaryota; Metazoa; Arthropoda; Insecta; Coleoptera; Tenebrionidae
Product: sestrin homolog
Exons: 10
Coding region: 344-2185 (613 amino acids)
Biological process (GO): negative regulation of TORC1 signaling; regulation of response to reactive oxygen species; cellular response to L-leucine
Cellular component (GO): nucleus
Molecular function (GO): L-leucine binding; oxidoreductase activity, acting on peroxide as acceptor
Source: RefSeq, a predicted model, not a curated record
AAAAGCCGGCCGGUUUGUUUCUUUCUUCAUGCCAUCUCUUACUUUAUUUUCCACGAUAGUCCACUUGAUAUUGUGAUCAAUCCUAUUCGGAUGUUUAGCGUUUAGCAUUUGUUAGGUGUGAUUUUUACGUUCUGUCAAUACUUCAAAAGACAAUUGAUAGGUUUCCAGUACUACAUCCAAGAAGUGAACGCAACUGAAAUCAAAAUAUACAGUAUUAUAAUAGUAUUAGCUAGUUCCUAAUAGUUCAUUCGAAAUUACAUCAGCCCGAAACGCGCUAACAAUUGAAGAGAAUCAAAGAGAGGGAUUAUAUAAGAAAUUGACUAAAAUCGUUUGCCUUAAUAUAAUGUUCGUCCAAACCGAAUUUAACAAAUCAAAUAACAAUAACGAGCUAAGUAGAUCACGCGAAGUAGAUUCGGACAGUUACGACGGUUUAUUCAAGGAUUUGGAUUUGAUUUCGCGAUUUUGCAUGCCUAUUUGUUCGCGCGACAAUGAAAUUAGAGAAGUGGCGUUGGACGUCAUAUCGAAGACCGUCGAGGGAUGGUUGGAUGGCGUCGGUAGUCCCAAACAUUACCGGAUGGCCCAGCCGGAACGCCGGAGAUUACAGAACGCGUCGAACGGAUGCGCGUAUUCGGACAUUGUCGGGAAUACCGUUAAUGACGUCCCCAAGGAGUAUUUGGAUCUGGUGUCGCUACAUUUACCUAUCAUUUUAAGGUUAUCAAUUAGUUGUCCUUUCAUCAACGUCAGGGAGAAAUGUCAACAUAUCCUGGAAAUCGUGCAGAGCCGUGGUUUGCCUAUACCUUAUCCUGUGAUAUCUGGACCGAGUGCAUAUAUCGAUCCCGAAGAGUUGCCACCCUUGGGUACAUUCAAUGAAAAGACGAACAAUCUCUUCGUGGAUGCCUUUCUACAAAGCAACAGAUUGGACCAUGUGAGUCAGGUAAUGGGGUAUCAUACCUCAUAUUUGGACCACUUUCUCAAGACUCAAAAUUUCAUACUACGAGGAGAUGGACCACUUCCGUUUCAUUAUAGGCAUUACAUUGCAAUAAUGGCCGCAGGACGACAUCAGUGUGGAUAUUUGAUAAAUCUUCAGAAACAAGAAUUUCUUCUGUUGGGGGGCGAUCACAGUUGGCUCAAAGGCCUUAGUUCUAUACCACCAAAGUUAAAAAAUCUUUACGAUAUCAAUAAAAUAUUAGCCCAUAGACCUUGGCUGUUAAAUACGUCUCAUAUUGAGAAAUUGACUAAGGGGAAAGAUAGCUGGUCUUUGGCCGAAGUCAUACACGCUAUAGUCAUAUUGACUCAUUUUCAUUCGCUGUGUUCUUUUGUGUUUGCUUGUGGUGUUAAUCAAGAAGUGGAUCAAGCUGGCGGAUUCAAGUACCAAAUGCCUGGUGAAACUAGAGGCUCGGCUCAUCCCAGCAAUACGAAUCAAACUAAUCCCAAAGAUAUACCAACUGUCGAUAUAACCGAAGACUGGAAAAAUUCUUCUCAAGUUGGUCCUCCAUCGCCCACAGAACCCGAAGUAGGAAUAAAUACAAUUAUGCAACGCAUGAAAACACUUUCGGAACAGAACGAAGAAUGCACCCCAGUAGAAUUAGCCAAACGUUUUGAAAAUAUCGAAACGCAAUCUGCCGAAUUAGGGUUGAUAGGGGCUGAACGGUUAGAAACUCCAGCAGAUAUUAGUUGUUUUAUUGAAGACGUAAAAUUUGGAUAUCAAGAUUUCGCCAAAAGGGACGAACAGUCCGAUUUCCCCACGUUUAGGGUACAGGACUAUUCGUGGAACGACCACGGAUAUUCCCUGGUUAAUAGGUUAUAUAACGACGUAGGGAAUCUGCUGGAUGACAAAUUCAAGACUGCACAAAACCUGACUUACUACACGAUGGGGGGCCGCACGGACGUGGACACGUCGCGGUUCCGCAGAGCCAUCUGGAACUACAUCCAGUGUCUCUUAGGAAUCCGUCACGACGAUUACGACUAUGGGGAGAUCAACCAACUCCUAGAGCGCUCUUUGAAGACGUUCAUUAAGAGCGCUUGUUGUUAUCCAGAGCGCGUGACUAAGAAGGACUAUGACAGGGUUCUUAGGGAGUUCAAGCACAGCGAAAAGGUCCAUGUGAAUCUAAUGGUCCUGGAGGCGCGGAUGCAGGCGGAAUUGCUAUACGCCUUGAGGACUGUGAACCGCUACAUGACAAAUUAAAGGAGUGCCCCCAUGGAAAAAGUUUCACUCUAUCGGCCCAAUUCGAGGAUGUGGGUAUGGAUUUGUAUGUUAUUAUAUUGCACAGAAGUUGAGAUGACGGAUACUGUGGUUUUAAAUAUUAAUUUUAUUGUUGUCUGUUUUUAAAACCUAUUUUAUUGAAGAUUCAAAUGUGUUAUUUAUGUAAUAUUAAGAAAUUGAUUUCAUGUGGUAAAACUGUAUUUAUCAUGAUCAUUUUUUGAAUAUAAUUAAUGUGGUAAGUAUAUUAUCAAUCGAACAAUUAUUCAACUCGUAAUGUGUUGAUAUUUUUGUAUUGACUUUUUUCUACUAAUUUGCAUUAAAAUUUGAUAAAGGUAGAAAAAAGUAUUGUGCACCAUACAUAUUAAAUAUGUGACCACCUUUGUAAAUAAUUUGAAUACUAUAUAUAAUAACAUUUAUAUUGUGUAAAUAUAAAUUUUCUGAGUUAUGGAAGUUAUACAUCACCGCUCUCUUAAUUUUUUAAUUGUGUUUAACAUCUUUGCGUUCACUUAUCUGUGGCUUCCGACCAGUGUAUAUAAUUAUUGUUUUUAAACGUUAAUUAUUGUCCAAUAUUUUAUAUUGUAAGUAUGGAUCUGGUCAAAGUAAUUUUUUAUGUUGCGAUACUAUUAAGGAGGCUUAUAAUAUUCUCAAAUUAAUUUUUAUAAAUGACUGACUGGAUUAUUUGAAUCGAGGUUUCCGUUUUUUUCGCAUAGUAUUUGAGUAACAUUGUAAGGCAUUAUGUAAUCAUUUUGUUGCGACAACAAAUGAUUGGGGAAACCAUCUUUUCUUUACUUGUAUCCCAAAUUUUUGUCUUGAUCUCAGUAUUAAUUAUAAUUUUGAAUUGAAUUCAUAUUUUAGUAUAUUUUCACUGCCAUAUUAAUAGUUUAUAUUAAACAGUAACAAACAAAUUUCGCCAACUGUUUCAUCACCACAAAAAUAUUUCUUCAUCUGUUUGUUCGCUGCUUAAAAGAUAAACAAAAAUUUUAUCCAAUUGAUGUUUUUUAGUUUCGUUACAAAUUUUGAAAAUUAUAAGUAUAUUUAGAAAUAAUAUGAUGCUGUGAUGUUACAAUUUCUGUAUUUAUUUGAAACAAUAUCACUGUUUGUUUUCAUUGCUUUGUCAGUUUAACCGAAUUUUUGUUUGUACAAAUUUGUUUGCCGGGUAGAUAUGUAAUACAAUCGACUCUGAAAGCCAUAAAUUAUUACAUAUCUACCUUUACGCUUGCAAACUUCUGCUAUUUUUUAUAUUGUAAAAGUUAAUUUCAAAUUAUAAAUAUUAUAUUAAAAAAAGGUGAAUUGACGCAGAAGUACAAAAUAUAUUAUGAUCGGAAGAGUGUAAAAUACGGAUUUCAUAACGUCAUUACUGUAAGAUAAAAACAAUAAAAUUCUAAUAUUUAUGCACACAUUUUACAGGAAACUAAAUCACACCUAAAAUUGUAUUUCAGUCAAAAUUUUACGAAUGGACCUUAAACAAAUGCCUGUUAUGAAAUCCCUCGUUAUGUCACAGUUACGUUGUUGUGGGGUAUUCUCCAAUUUGUGAUAUUUAUCUUAAUGUGAUUACUGUGUAAUAGAUUUUAGAUUGUUUCAAUUGAAUACCUUCAAUAAGUUUUGUUGAUGUUUAACCAUAGACCUUUAGUGAGAUGUUUUAAUUUAAUUAAUCCACUUUCAAAUAAAGUAGUUUCAUGCUA